AUGAACGCCUCCUCUCGAGCGAUGAAAAGAUCCACGUCAGGGAUGCAGAGAGCCCUCCACAGUUCCCGAUAUACCGGGAGCUUCACGGGUUUCCAAAGUCGGAAAGGCUCCAGGAUGCUUUCGGAAAGCAGAAUGGGGAAAAGUGGCAUGAAUCGGAAGGCCAUCCGGGUGCUGGAUGAGGACGGCAACGACGUCACACCUCGCCCGCUGUUCGAAUCCGAGUCCAAGGACCCGCUGGCUAAACCGCAUAAAUUAUUUUUUGAAGAUUUCCAUUCCAGAUGGGACACUUCCAAAUCGUCCUCAUUCUUCAUGAUGCGCUCUUCCGGGUCGUGCAUGUGGAGCAGCAGUCUCCCCAGCCUGUCCACCAGAACUUCGCAAAGCGGCAUGGGAUUUUUCAAGUUAGACACCAGCCAGUGUGGUAUCAACUCAAAAUUUGAUGACAUCCUGAGAAGAAACGGAGCGAGAUGAAUGACGGUUUUUGCCGUCUUUACAGAUUCAUCGCGAAAAUCCAGCGUAGCCGGUCAACAUGCGGCGGACGACUUUGCUUCGGAUGAGCUGCUGAACAUCUACUUAUCGGAGACGGACACCAUCACACUUCUGGAUAUGCCCAGCACUUGUAUGUCGGAGGAGGCUGAAAACGCACAAGCUGUUAAGGAGAGCAACAACAUCUAUCUUGAACUAUGCCAAAACAGACUGGGCAACGACAAGUAUGUGGAGCGAGCCAUGCAAACGUUCGUCGGCGCGGCGAAACACAAAAAAGUCCAGAGCGACAAGAUUUUGAUGCACGAUCAAGGUACACAAGCCACCAUCUGGGAUAUUCACGACUCAUUCCAACCCGAAGUACCGAAAGAAGAGAAAGCCGCGGACUGCAUGGUAGAGUUCGACCAAGGACCGAAGAGGACGAGCAGCUCCAGCAGCAUCAGCACAAUUGGCACCGCCAGUACCGGUAGCUCCCUGUUUGCCUUCAAGAUGCAAGGGGGCGAUCUAAAGGACGAGCCAGAACUCCAACAGAUCUUUAAGUCGGAUAUGUUCCAAAGCAAUUUGGUCAUCAUGGAACGCUGCCUCGUCGCCAACAUCUUUCAACCUCAGUUGGCCACUUACAGAAAGCUCCCUGAGAUAAAAGUACCUCCCCCCGUAAUGGAGCCUGAACCUGUAGUUCUGGUGGAGGAGGAGCGGGAGGAUGAGGAAGAAGAUGAGGAGCAGGCAGUGGUAGUGGAGCCAGUGACAGAGGUAAAGCAGGAGAAACAGGUGACUGAAAAGGAAAUCAAAGAGGAAAAAGAGGAGGAAGAAGAGAAGGUAGAGGAGGAAGUGUUGGAAGAAGAAGCACCAAAUCCAUUUCUGGAGCUUCUCUGGAUGUUUAGUUGUGAGCUCACCAAAGGACGGAACAUCACCUGCAUGGCUUGGAACAAGCAGAACACAGAUCUGCUGGCUGUGGGCUACGGUGACUUCAAACCUGGAAAAACAGGCCUAAUCUGCUGCUGGUCCAUAAAAAACCUGAGUUGGCCGGAGCGUAUUUAUAACUGUCACAGCGGCAUUACAUCGCUGGAUUUCUCCUCCACCAAACCUGACAAGCUGGCCGUAGGGAUGUACGAUGGCACGGUCGCCAUCUUCAGCGUACGCAAUCGAGAGAAUCGUACGUUCCUCACCAGCAGCAUAGACUGCAAAAAGAGGCACGUCCAUCCCGUGUGGCACAUAACCUGGGCUAAGCAAGAGAUGAGCAUAUCUGACGAGGACACAGUGGAAUCCGUCGUGUCCAUAUCGGAGGACGGCCGUGUCCUCAAGUGGCUCCUUUGCAGCCAUGGACUAGACGGUUUAGACAUGUUGGAGCUGAGGAGAAUUCAAGAUGGCAUCAAGAAGGCUGAAGGCAACAAAACCAGGAAAGAAGGUAUUCUGGUUUCCACCGCAACACCUGGUCUUUGUUUGGAUUUUCAGCCUAGAGAUCCCACAAUCUACCUGGCUGGCACGUCAGAAGGUGUGGUCCACAAGUGCUCUGUGUCCAACCAUCAUCAUUACCUGGCCCUUUAUCAGAAACAUCUUUGUCCCGUCAACCGAGUGCAAUGGUCGCCGUUCAGCAACGAUGUGUUCCUGAGCUGCUCCGCCGACUGGACCAUCCAACUUUGGAAGGAGGACUGCUUGACCCCAGCGAUAGGUUUUACGUCCAUUCAGAGUCCCGUCCUGUCGGUCAGGUGGUCCCCACUCUGGCCUUCGGUUUUCGCCGCCGUUAAAAGUGAACAGUUGGAGAUCUGGGAUCUGAACGCGUCUUUGAUGGACCCAGUCAUCGUGGAGCCUGCCGCCCAGGGCAUUAAGUUGACGUCCAUGCUUUUCGCUAAAGGGUCAGAUUGCAUCCUGGUCGGGAACUCUGUUGGACAAGUGAACUUUUACAGGAUCAGCAACCUCAGCGUCGGGCCAGGCAAAAAGGUGCCAAGUUUGGAGGAACUUGUUCAUUUCCCUACCGGUAAUUAG
This is a messenger RNA of Nerophis lumbriciformis (worm pipefish), 2463 nucleotides long. The record is from RefSeq and is a predicted model, not a curated record. Lineage: Eukaryota; Metazoa; Chordata; Actinopteri; Syngnathiformes; Syngnathidae.